Molecule: messenger RNA, 3520 nt
Organism: Myxocyprinus asiaticus (Chinese sucker)
Lineage: Eukaryota; Metazoa; Chordata; Actinopteri; Cypriniformes; Catostomidae
Product: tissue-type plasminogen activator-like
Exons: 15
Coding region: 258-1997 (579 amino acids)
Biological process (GO): plasminogen activation; smooth muscle cell migration
Molecular function (GO): serine-type endopeptidase activity
Source: RefSeq, a predicted model, not a curated record
UGGUGCGUAUCCAGCCAGUGCGUGUGUGGGACAGUCCCUCUCCCCGCCCCACAUUCCCAUCAUGAGUGGGUCCGGUCCCGUCCCACUGCAGGCCGGGAAUCGAGAAUAAAUAUCCUCGGAUUCAUGAUCGUACACACAGAAACACGGAGGAGAGAGAGAGAGAGAAACAGCGCGAGUCUCUGGAUUAAGACGCUUUUUACGCACAUUGCACAGGAACGAGAGUGGGGAGGAUUUCACAGAAGCAUCUGAAUGACAACAUGAGUUUAUUACUAAAAGUGUUGCUGCUUCUACCUGCUCUAUACUGUUCUGCAGAUAAUACAGAGUUGCAUCAGAGACAGAAACGAGGUUCACGUCUUUAUAAUGAGGUUUGUGUGGACACUGAUUCGGCCGCGAUCAGGGAGACUGGGGUGACGUGGUUGCGAUGGAGGGGUCUGAAAGUCGAAUUCUGCCGCUGCGCCUUGCGAGGAAGAGUGCGCUGUCAUGAAAUACCAGUUACCAAAUGUUUUGUGUCUAAGUGUUAUAACGGAGGGGUGUGUAAAGAGGCUGUUUACUCCAGUGACUUUAUCUGUCAGUGUCCGCCAGGAUAUAAAGGCACCCAGUGUGAAAUCAAUACGGGUGAGAGAUGUGCGACGGGUCAGGGCUUAGGUUACCGUGGCACCUGGAGUAUGAGUGCGUCAGGACUGGAGUGCAUUAACUGGAAUUCCAGUUCACUCCGUGGAAAGAAAUUCACGGCCAGGAGAACAGAAUCUAGCACACUGGGGCUGGGCAACCACAACUACUGCAGGAAUCCGGAUGGAGACACUAAACCCUGGUGUUAUGUUUAUAAAAGAGCUCAGAUCACAUGGGAAUUCUGCUCUUUACCGACUUGUAUAACAGAUCCCAUUAAGGAGUGUGCACGAGGGUCAGGUCAGUCUUACAGAGGUACAAAGGCGGUCACACGCAGUGGUUUGAAAUGUUUACCGUGGGAUUCAGCCGCUGUGUCUCAUAAGAUUUACAACGCAUGGAGAUCAGAUGCCAGAGAGUUGGGCAUCAGCAGUCACAACUUCUGCAGGAAUCCAGACGGUGACCUCGGCCCCUGGUGUCAUGCUUAUAAAGGUUCACAGCUGAUCUGGGAACUCUGUGAGGUCCCCAAAUGCCCCAAGAAAACUCCAUCAAGAACAACGCUUGGACCACGAGCCCCUACAACCAGCAACAACCAAGGCACCUGUGGUCAGCGCGUUGAAUCCCUCUCAAACUCUCUGCCCAUGUUCCGGAUACACGGUGGUCAGGCCAGUGACAUCAGAGAGCAGCCGUGGCAGGUGGCCAUCAAUGUAUAUCUGCCCCGUUUAAAAUCGUAUAGCUUCCUGUGUGGGGGUGUGCUCGUCGACUCCUGCUGGAUUCUAUCAGCCGCUCACUGCUUCCAGGAGGGGUUUGGAGAGAAUCGUCUGCGGGUGAUUUUGGGUCGGACCUUCAGACUUCAGAAUUCAAGCAGUGAGCAGAUCUUUGAUGUAGAGAAGUACUGGACCCAUGAACAAUAUGACGAUGACACUUAUGAUAAUGACAUAGCUCUGCUCAAGUUAAAGAGUGAUUCUGGUAUCUGUGCGGUGAACUCCCCUGAAGUUCUGCCAGCGUGUUUACCAGAACCGAACCUGGUUUUACCCGACUGGACAGAGUGUGAAAUCUCUGGUUAUGGGAAAGAGGAAGAGUUUUCUGAGUUUUACGCCGAGAGAAUCAAGCGAGGUCUUGUACGGUUGUGGCCGCAGGACCAGUGCGUUCCCGAGAAGCUCUCCGGGCGUCUGGUGACAACAAACAUGCUGUGUGCAGGAGACACGCGCGGUCUGGACGACGCGUGCAAGGGAGACUCCGGCGGUCCUCUGGUGUGCCCGAAGGAUGGCAGAAUGACACUGAUGGGUUUGAUCAGCUGGGGCGAUGGUUGCGGGAAGAAAGACACGCCUGGCGUUUACACACGCGUCACAAACUACACAAAGUGGAUCUCUGGCAAGAUGAGAUCUAACUGAGACAUUAUCAAACAUCAUUAACACACAAACUACAGUGACCGUUGUGUACUGAAAAUAAAUAAGGCAAUGGACUUUUCAUGUACCUACCUUAAAGUCAGCUUGAACGUGCAACCCAUUUUACUAUUGUAAUGUGAAAUAUUUAAGAGUGUAACAGGAUGGUCAAUGAUGAAAAACCAGAAUGGAGUCAGACCUGCAUGUGAGUUUACUAAAACAUCUAAAUUAUUAUAUAUAAGUUAUCAUAUUUUGAUGAAAUAUUACAAAGACAUAUAAAACAUAUAUUUGGAAUAAUGUGCACCAAUGUUUUCACGUGUAGAAAACAUUGGUGCUGAGAAAGUAAAUGGGUCAAUCUUGAUUUCAUGUUGACUUUAACAGCUUGACUAGUUAGUGUCAUGCUAACUGGGGACUCAGUGUAAUUAGUCAGCUACUACAGUAGUUUGUGGAAGGAACCAUGGGAUAUUUGGAAAUAGAAAUACAGAUCUUCUGAUGUUUUGUAACGCUUGAGCUGAUCGUUAUAGAUCGCUUGAGAAGUUUGAAUCAAAGGACAGUAUUCUUCCGUUUACAUCACACAAGUGGCCUUAAAUAAGAACUACAUAACACAAAAGACAACUUUGAGUGUUAAAGGUGCUGUAAGCAAUUUUAGCCGUUCUACUUCCAUGAGACUGAGCCGUUGGAUUAGCCACAGCCCUUUUUUCUAAAACCCCACGCUCCAAAGAUACCAAAUGAGCUUUAUUGAGGCUGACAUCAUGCAGAAACUGUUGUUAAAAACAACAGCUGCAAAAUAGCGCCCUCAACAGACAACUGUUAUGAACAGCAUGGCAUAAAAAUGGCAGUAAGCCUCAAAAAUAAGCUGAAACUACAAUUCUAUGAGAACACACGUCAGAAAGCGUCAGAGGUCUGUGGACACAUAUUUGCUGUAUACAGAGUCUAGAACGAUCAAAGAGAUUGGUGAGAUAUCUCACGACACUUAUUUCAUUCAUAUGUUUCAGGGAGUAGGAACAUUUUUUGCACCUCUAAAGUGCAAACUCUGAUUUAGAAACGCACUUAGUCCUUUGAAAGUACUUUCAAUAAAUGAUUAAAAUAGAUAUACACUUUGCUUUACAAUAGUGAGAAUAAGUGAUGGCACUUUUCAAUGUGUGCUCUGAGUUGUCACAUGAUGCUUCUUUUAAUGCUUGUCAUAAUGUUAGACAUUAAUAACUUAGCUACAUAUUUUUAACACUAAACAUCUGCUGGCACAGAGAGACGUUUGUUUCAUGGUCAGUGUUGCUGGGUUGAUCCAAACAAAAUCAAGUUUGUUACAUACUGUGUAUUUAACUGGACUUUAGUUCUGUUUAAGCUGGAAGUUUUUUGACUGCAAAAUGUUUUACUUUGUUAACCGAGAUCUAAUAUUAUCAGAUCAGAUAGAUUGUAUUUAACUAUUUAACACCUUUUAUAAACCUUAAUUUUUAUACAUGAUAGUGGCAAGUACUAAAUUAUUGUUUUAUGUUUUUAUGUUGCCUGACUUUUUAUAAAACAUGAAAUGGAAA